Messenger RNA from Corticium candelabrum, 1297 nucleotides. Its product is annotated as MFS-type transporter SLC18B1-like. The transcript is spliced from 2 exons. The record is from RefSeq and is a predicted model, not a curated record. Gene Ontology annotation, molecular function: transmembrane transporter activity. NCBI's taxonomy places the organism in Eukaryota, Metazoa, Porifera, Homoscleromorpha, Homosclerophorida, Plakinidae. The coding region runs from base 1 to 1233 and encodes 410 amino acids. Gene Ontology annotation, biological process: transmembrane transport.
AUGGAUGAAACGCUUUUUCUGCUGUCGGGUGAGGAGAGAACCAAGGCUGCUAAAUCUAGUAGACGUCUUGAAAAUACUCCAGCUGUAGUAUCACGUGGAUGGCAGUUUGCGUUUGCGGCACUGCUGCUUAUUUGCUCGUACGUGAUCUUUGUUUGCCUUUGUUUGUCUUUUUCCUUCUUCCCGCAAGUGGCCGCCCGUAAGAAAGGAUCAAGUGCAGACACGGAGGUUGGUGUGUACAUAGGCGGCAAUCAGUUGGCUGUAUGCAUUGGUUCAUUUAUCUCUGGAGCGUACAUGAACAAGAUCGGUGUGAAGUUUCUUCUCCUAUCCGGGAGUUUUCUUGUUGCGGGCUCUAGCGUAAUUUUUGGAUUUGUUGAUGAUAUAAGUUUAUGGAAACCAUUUAUUGGGCUCAGCACAGUCAUCUAUUUUGUGAUGGGAUGUGGACAAGCUGCUUUUCGUACAACUUGUACAACUGUGUUUGUGAGGAUGUUUCCUACACGCAUUGCAACAGCCUGGUCUGUGGUAUCGCUCACUCUUGGACUUGGUUUUCUUACUAGUCCACCACUUGGAGGAUUGUUGUAUGAUAGUGAGGGUUUCGCCUUUCCUUAUGUUGUUUUUGGAAGUCUAUUGUUUUUAUUAAUUCCAUUCUUCCUCAUCUUUCCUUCAGACACAUAUGUGGAAUCUGAACAAAGUUUUACUGUUAAUCAAACGCCCAUGUGGCGGCUGCUAAAAAUGAUGCCAGUACUGGUAGUCUGUGUGAACAGUUUUGUUGCAUAUGCAGCUAUGACACUUGUUCAGGUUUCUUUUCCUCUGUUUCUUUACAACACAUUUCACUGGAGAGCAAGUCAAAUUGGACUGGUGUUUCUCGUCUUUGGAAUAGCAUUUGUUGGAUCAUCAAUUGUUAUAGGUGUAGUGAUAGACGCCACUAAUCCACGAGUUGUAAUGAUUAUAGGACUACUGAUUGGAGGAUGUGGAAUGAUGUUGGUUGGUCCAUCGUUUGUAUUUUCAUUCUCACUUCAGCCUUGGCUUGUGUAUUUUUCAAUGGUAUUAAUUGGACUGGGAACGUGUUUAUGGAAUGCAGCAACAUAUUUCUCAGGAACGGUGGCUGGGCCUGUUGGUGGAGCUCUGACAGCUUCAUUUGGCUUUCGGUACUCUACAUCUUUCUUUGCAUUUGCCAUUGUUUGUGCAUUCAUUAUGACCAUUGUGAGUACUGUAGUCAAACUCUACCACUCUUGAUCUGAUGUCCUUUCUGAUGAAAGGAUUGUUAGACUACGCCUUGGGUAUAAUAUAUAGCGUUAUA